AUGAAGUCCACGAUCCCUUUUCUUAUCAUCGCCCUUGCAGGUUCAGGCUUUGCACGCUGGUACAAGCGCGAUGAAUGCGCAACUGCGUGUACUGACGCAUAUAACUCAUGCCGAGUUGAACCAGACGCCAGCCAAGCAUUCUGUGCGGAGGAUUACGAAAGAUGUCUCGGAUUCAAUCCAUUCUUGAGCUCAAACUCAAUCAAAGCUCCGACAGCAUGCUCAAGAGGCGCUACAGGGGCUUCUAGCACGGCAGCUGUAGAGUCAACCACUGUUCUCAACACACGUUCAGGCACUUCCAGCUCUUCAGCACCCGCAUAUGGCGCGAGUUCAUCUUCUACUGUUGGUGCUGACACCACGACUCCCGCUAUCAGUACAGACACAGGUAUACCUGAAACAUACGACUGCGUUACCGAGUGUAACGAUGACUAUAACACCUGUCGUACCGCACCAGACGCCAACAUGGCCAGUUGUGCUGCCCAGUACGCCCAAUGUCUCGGGUACAACCCUUUCCAUGGAGAGGGUUCACUGGUUACUCCUACUGCUUGCUCUGUCCCUGCUUCUGUCACCACUCAAGUGACCCAGUGGAACUCAAGCCCACAACAAUCACAGAUGGCUUCACAAUCUGAAGCCCCUCAGCCUGAUACAACGGCUGGACCGGCGACGUCUUACCAACAACCAGUAGCUACCUGCGAUGCUGGUACAUGUAUGGAUGGCACUAAAACUGAUGGUGGAACUCCAGGAAUGGCGACGGAGCCCCCAGUCAUUGUUGACGCGGCUGGAGAUGCCAAACCUUGGAUAGGCUUUGUGGCUUUGGCAAUUGCUGUCGCACUUUAA
Fusarium oxysporum Fo47 is the source of this 834-nucleotide messenger RNA. RefSeq lists its product as uncharacterized. The transcript has a single exon. Bases 1 to 834 code for a protein of 277 amino acids. Lineage: Eukaryota; Fungi; Ascomycota; Sordariomycetes; Hypocreales; Nectriaceae. The record is from RefSeq and is a predicted model, not a curated record.